Messenger RNA from Alternaria arbusti, 1344 nucleotides. RefSeq lists its product as uncharacterized. The record is from RefSeq and is a predicted model, not a curated record. Lineage: Eukaryota; Fungi; Ascomycota; Dothideomycetes; Pleosporales; Pleosporaceae. Bases 1 to 1344 code for a protein of 447 amino acids. The transcript is spliced from 3 exons.
AUGCAACAGGCCUCCUCGCCUGUCCUCCAGCAGCUCCGGUCACUGCACCCUGGCGCUCUCCAGACGCUACACCAGUCGCCCGACGGAACGCUAUAUCCCCACAAUCAGGUCCUGCCCGAGCUGCAGAACCUCCACACGAGCGAUGUAUACCAGCAGCAAUACGCCCUGAGCGGGCCACCGCACCAACAACCACCGUCGCAUGCGCUGCCAGUACACUUUGAGCAACAUGCGCUCCCGCCUUCAGGGCCGUACCCGCCAUUCCAGCCGGCGGGCUAUCAGCAUGGCACGAGUCCGCGAUUCAUGAACGCGCCCCCUCCCCCGCUUCAAGAACACGCGCAACAGUAUCACGCAUCCCCCCAGACGGUACAACGACCGGUUCAGCAACUUCCUCUCCCACCGCCUGCACCACCGAUACUCGCGGCACCGCAGCCACUGCCACGGCAUGUAGAGCCAGCGCCUUUGCUGCAUAAGCAGGAAAGUCAGGAUGGCGACGACACUCCAUUGUCCAACCAUGGCCAAUUCCAAGGCCUGAAGCUCAUACCCAACCCUCCAGACUUGGAAGAAUGGAGAGAGAGACUGUUUCAUGUUGAUGGCAUGAUCACUCUGACUGAAGAGCAGUAUGACGACUCCCUGGCAUACUCAGGACUAUGCGCUGACCCCCUUCUUAGGUUCCAGACUUACUUCCCUCACAUCGACAACGUCUAUUCGCACCGCUCGACCCAACGGCAUAAACGCAAGCGCUUCGUAUCACACUACUGGGACUGCCGACUCAAAGGGCGACCACCAGGCACCAAGAAGUCCACAGACCCGGACAAGAAGAAGAGGAAAAGAGUCGCAAGAGAGCGGGACCUGUGCGAUGUCAAGAUCAAGAUUACCGAGUUCUUCGAUCGACGGGAGUACGAGGAACAACUUGGUCGACGACCACCAGGCACAGAGAACGAUCCGCCGAGUCCGGUGGCAUCGACGAUGCCGCUGAACCCCAACCGGACGGGUCAGAACCAGAAUCCGCAGUUCUUCGGGCAGCAGCCGUUACUGCCGCAACAACCGACUGGAAGUUGGGAUAUGCCUCAAAACAUGGCCGCUCAGCCAGCCAUGAACAUGCCAGAAUACGCCCCUUCGUCCGGCCCUCCGUCGAAGAAGUUCUACACUUUCCAGAGGGUAAAUGGAAAUGGCGGGAAUGGCAAAGGCGAUGGCGUUGCCGGGCCGCAUAAGCACACACUUGAGGAGAGUGACCGUGUGAAGAAGAACAGCGUCAUUAGAUGGCAGGCCAAAAUCGACAAAGACGACAGGAAGAGAUCGCAGAUCAAGCGCAUACGUCAUUUUGAUGCAUGCUUGGAACACUGA